UAUAGAUUUUAGAUUAAUUAUAGACUAAUUGAUUAAACGAAGUAUUGAUCAAUCUUAAGUUUAGUUAAUUAACUGCUUUAAUUAAUUAUUCAAAGUAAUGCUGAAUUAGUUAAGGUACGCGAGAAUGGAACAACGCUAAUUAUAACAACACGGUUUGUUCGGUCAUUUUUCUAUCGAUUAGUCGUGUUGCGUGAAUAACUUACCGCGUUUGUUCUAUCGAUUAUUUUGUGCCUGUCCAGUCCAGUAAAUGAUAGCAUUAGUCGAACACGGAGUCUAUCCGUUGAAUAUCCUUUAAGGAAACGUUGCGUCAAGCGAUUUGUAAAGAUUUGCCGUGUUAAAUGUAAGAGAGUGAUAAAGUUAUUUUUAAGGAUAAAUUGUUAAGAAAAUUCAUGCGAUAUUUAUCUCAUUGAUUUAGCUAAGUGGAGCAAAAAAAUAAUUUGUUAACGCGAGAGGGAGUCAGCUCGUGUUUGUCGAAAAUAACGCUAGAUAUUUUUUUAGACUAUUUAUUCGGAUGCAAUGCUCUUUCGUUGAUCUAUCAUCGCGCAUUGAUGUGUCGAAUGUUUUAUUAUGAAAACAUGAGCGGUGGUCUCGUCGAUUAAAUUUUUAAUUCUUAUCGUGUCACGCGGACAACAAAGUGCGAUGCGAAUGCCCAAAAGGGAUAGACAUGAUACAAUAUUACGAAUGUGACUUUAAAAACGACAGUGACAGUGACGUGAUCGAGUACGCGUGCACAUCUGAGUAUUGUUUGUAUUGUCGUAAUUCGCAGUGCUGUCUCAUACUGCAACGGCGACCACGUCACCUCUGGGAGACCUGGUAUUUUUGGCUCGGCGUUGUUUUGCUCGCUGUUUUUCUCAUUUUUUCGGUGAGCAGCUAUCUAGUCAGUAAUCACAGACAUAACAUUCAAGGUACAAUUCCAAUCGGACAAAAUGCACAGAAUGUCGACGAUAAUAGAUGGAAUGACCGGGAGCCCAAUCAACUGAGAAAUAAUCAGGAUCAGAUAUCUAUAAGCGUAAUUUCUUCGACAUUUUUACCACAAAGGAAGAUGUUGAUAAUUGAUGCGCAGCCGAGCAUCAUGCAUAUGACACCCGUUGUUGCGUAACAAAGCGCCACUUUGCCGGUUGCGAGACCGAAAGACUGGGAAACGUGACGUUCUCUUCACAACGCUUACAUCUCGCAACAUAUGAUAAUAUAUGCUAUGGCACGCAUAUAAUCUUCGCAACGUCUUCUCAUCUUCGAUGAAACGUCGUAGUCUCGCUCUAUUACGGAGACUCACGCAACACUUAACUCGAGUACACUUAUUUAUUUUUCGCUCACGUGUAACAGUCGGUAGCUGGCUAUAAUGCGCUAUGAACAUGAAAAACUUCCGAUAAUCACAAGGAAAACAGAGACAGAAAGAGAGAGAGAGUUUUAUUUUCGAGAUAUGAAUUAUUUUUUAUAUAAAAAUUAAUCUUAAUUAACUUCCAUAAUGGAUUUAGAAUUCUUAUGGUCCAAAUAAAUCUCACUAUAUUUUGAUUAAUACUGUUACAGA
Molecule: messenger RNA, 1528 nt
Organism: Camponotus floridanus (Florida carpenter ant)
Lineage: Eukaryota; Metazoa; Arthropoda; Insecta; Hymenoptera; Formicidae
Exons: 3
Coding region: 665-1099 (144 amino acids)
Source: RefSeq, a predicted model, not a curated record